AUGUAUCCUAUUCCCACUCUCGCUCACAAUACCAAGGUCGCUCCCGGUACCGCUGUUGAUACUGAGGCUGCUAAGGAUGUUCUUCUCUUUAAGCCUUCCACCAUUCGUUCUGUCACUCUCAAGAACCGCGUUGUUGUUGCUCCCAUGUGCAUGUACUCGAGCCAUGAUGGUGCUAUGAACGACUUCCACCUUGCUCACUACUUUUCCUUUGCUUUGCGAGGUGCUGGUUUGAUCAUCAUGGAGGCCACUGCUGUUGAACCCCAAGGUCGUAUCUCUCCUCACGAUUCUGGUCUCUGGAAGGAUGAACAAAUUGCACCCUUGAAGCGUGUUGUGGAUGCCAUCAAGUCUCAAGGUGCUGUAGCUGGUCUUCAAAUUGCUCAUGCAGGUCGUAAAGCAUCCAUGGGCUCCCCAUUUGCCGGAUACCGCCUUGUACCUGAAUCGGAAGAAGGAUGGGCCAACGAUAUUUGGGGUCCUUCUGAAUUGCCUUUUGAUGAGAAACAUGGCAAGCCUCAUGAAUUAAGCAAGGAACAACUCAAGGUUCUCGUUCAAAAGUGGGCCGAUACCGCUGUACGUGCUGACAAGGCUGGCAUUGAAGUGCUUGAAAUUCACAGUGCUCAUGGCUACUUGAUGCACAAUUUCUUGUCCGGCAACUCCAACAAGCGUACCGAUGAGUAUGGUGGAUCCCUUGAAAACCGUAUGCGCUUCCCUCUUGAAAUUGUACGUGCUGUACGUGCCGUAUGGCCCGAACACAAGCCAUUGUGGGUUCGUUUCUCGUCAAGCGACUUUAAGGAUGUCGAUCACUUUGCCCAUGACAAGGAUGGCUGGGACGUGUACCAAGCUAUUGAGUAUGCCAAGGAGCUCAAGAAGAUCGGUGUCGAUGUUAUUGAUUGCUCUUCGGGUGGCAAUGUGUCACGUGUCAAGUAUCCCACUGCUCCUCAUUUCCAAGUUCCUUUUGCCGAAGCUGUUAAGCGCGAUGCUGAUAUUCCCACGGGUGCUGUUGGCUUGAUUACUGAUCCUCGUGAAGCUGAAAAGGUGCUCCAAGAAAACAAGGCUGAUUACAUCCUCCUCGCUCGUGAAUUCUUGCGUGAUGCCAACUGGACCAUGCGUGCUGCUCGAGAGCUUGGUGUCCAUGUCAAGUGGUCUGGUCAAUACGAACGUGCUGAUCAAGAGCGUUGGGUUGGCAAGAACGGCAAAUUAUAG
Molecule: messenger RNA, 1200 nt
Organism: Lichtheimia ornata
Lineage: Eukaryota; Fungi; Mucoromycota; Mucoromycetes; Mucorales; Lichtheimiaceae
Exons: 4
Coding region: 1-1200 (399 amino acids)
Cellular component (GO): intracellular anatomical structure
Molecular function (GO): FMN binding; NADP binding; NADPH dehydrogenase activity
Source: RefSeq, a predicted model, not a curated record